GCAGAUAGAAACAAACAGGUGAGAGGUGGUGUCGAACAUAUCAUAGAGAAGAGACUGUCAUACCAAACAUUUGAUAUGGCAUCAUCCAACUACAUCCCGCCACUCUCCGACUCAGAUUCCGACGGCGGUUCCUCCACCUCCGAACUCCUCCGCCACUCAGACCUCUCCGAAUCCAUAUUCAAAUCCUACUUCAAUUUCUCCGGCCACUCCUCAAUCAAUGCCACCUCCGCCGACCUCUCCAAGAUCCGAUCCUUCCUCACAUCCUCUUCCUCCGGCGCUCUCUCCUGCCUCAUAUGUCUCGAACGCAUCAAACCCUCCGAUCCCACUUGGUCCUGCACUUCCCUCUGCUUCGCUGUCUUCCACCUCUUCUGCAUCCAAAGCUGGUCUCGUCAAGCUUCCGAUCUCGCCGCUUCACGCGCCGUCACUCGCCUUUCCAUUUCACAAGAUCAAGCCUCCAACACAGCUCUCUGGAAUUGCCCUAAAUGUAGGUUUGAAUAUCCCAAAAGCCUCAUCCCAAAAACUUACCUUUGCUUCUGCGGCAAAUUGGAGAAUCCUCCAAGUGAUGAUCCUUGGGUUUUACCUCAUUCAUGUGGUGACGUUUGUGGUAGAUCUUUGAAGAACAAUUGUGGACACCAUUGUUUGCUUCUUUGUCAUCCUGGGCCAUGCCCUUCUUGCCCCCAACUCGUUAAAGCUCGUUGCUUUUGUGGGUCCCACCAUGAUGUUCGAAGAUGUGGGUUCAAGGAGUUUUCUUGUGAAGCUCCUUGUUCCAAAUUAUUGGAUUGUGGUGUUCACAAAUGUGUUGAGAUUUGCCACCGUGUUAGCUGUCCACCGUGUCGGGCGCGUGGCGUUUAUCGGUGUCAAUGUGGGAAGGUGAAGGAGGAAAAGGAAUGUUGUGAUCGUGUUUUUCAAUGCGGCGAACCUUGUGAGAAGAAGCUUAGUUGUGGGAAGCAUGUUUGUGAGAAAGGGUGUCAUUUUGGUGAAUGUGGUGCAUGUCCUUUACAAGGGAAGAGAACAUGUCCUUGUGGUAAAAGGGUCUAUGAAGGAAUGCCUUGUGAUGCUCCUUUGCAAGUUUGUGGAGCUACUUGUGAGAAAACGUUGCCAUGUGGAUAUCAUAGGUGCCAUGAACGAUGCCAUCGUGGACAGUGUAUUGAGACUUGUAGGAUUGUUGUGAAGAAGUGUUGUCGCUGUGGGAGCCUUAAGAAAGAUGUACCUUGCUAUCAAGAUUUGACAUGUGAGAGGAAGUGCCAGACGAUGCGUGAUUGUGGUCGCCAUCCGUGUAAACGCCGCUGCUGUGAUGGAGAUUGCCCUCCUUGUUCAGAGAUAUGUGGCAGGAGGCUUCGCUGUAGGAACCAUAAAUGCCAAUCUCCAUGCCACAGAGGUGCUUGUGCUCCUUGUCCUAUAAUGGUGACAAUUUCGUGUGCAUGUGGGGAGACACAUUUUGAGGUUCCUUGUGGUACUGAAAUGGAUCAAAAGCCACCGAAAUGUCCUAAACGGUGUCCUAUUAAGCCUUUGUGCCGGCAUGCAUUAAUCUGCAAGCCGCACAAAUGCCAUUAUGGGGCCUGCCCUCCUUGUCGCCUACCUUGUGCAGAAGAGUACCAUUGUGGCCAUACGUGCAAAUUAAGGUGUCAUGGUGCUAGGCCUCCUCCCAAUCCAGAGUUUACUCUCAAACCAAAGAAAAAGAAGUUUAUACAACAAAGUGAAAGUGUUCCCGGCACUCCGUGCCCUCCUUGCCCAGAACUAGAAUGGAGAUCGUGUGUUGGGCAGCACAUCGGAGCAGAGCAAAUGAUGGUCUGCUCUAAUAAAUCACAAUUCUCCUGUGAAAAUUUAUGCGGUAAUCCUCUACCAUGUGGUAAUCAUUAUUGUACUAAAACCUGCCAUGCCUUGGAGAACCGGUCUUCCACAAACCAGUUAACGAGAAGUGAGGCUUGUGAAGAUUGUUCGCUUUCUUGCCAAAAGGAAAGAAAGCCUGCGUGUCAACAUCACUGCCCUCGGCGAUGUCAUCCUGGAGACUGCCCCCCAUGCAAGGUGCUAAUUAAACGGUCAUGUCAUUGUGGUGCAAUGGUCCAUGUUUUCGAGUGCAUUUAUUACAACAGCCUUUCGGCAAAGGAUCAAGAGACUGCCCGUUCAUGCGGUGGACCGUGUCACAGAAAGAUGCCAAAUUGUACACAUCUAUGCCCAGAGACAUGUCAUCCUGGUCCAUGCCCAAAUCCUGAGAAAUGCAGUAAAAAGGUCACCGUUCGUUGCAAAUGCCAAACACUGAAAAAGGAGUGGCUUUGUCAAGACGUUCAAGCAGAAUAUAAUCGUUCCGAUUGCCAGCCAAGCGAUAUACCAAAAAAUCAAUUUGGAGUUGGACUUAUUCCUUGCAAUUCUGAUUGUAAGAGUAAAGUGCAGGUUGUUGAGUCAGAACUGCAAUUACGCAAAUCUCGAGUUACAGUGGUAAAGGAGCCAGAUAAUGAAAAAUCAGGUCCAAAGCGACGUAAAAGGAAGGAGCGGGUAGUAGAAUCUAAGGAACCGACAGUACUACAGAAAAUUAUUUCCAGAACCAAGCAGUUUCUUCUAUUUGUUUUUUUCUUGGUCAUACUUGUUGCUGCCACUUAUUAUGGGUACAAGGGACUUCUACAGCUCAAUGAUUGGAUGAAUAAAGUUGACGAACAAAGACAUAAAUCUUCGCGAAUUAGAUGAUUAGUUCAUUUUAGUUACUAUAUUAUUUCUUGCCGUUAAUGAAAUUAUAUAUAUUGCACAUCAAGUUUCAAUAUACUUUUGAAUACUUGCAGCACUAUGCACAUUCUUUUUUCAUGGACAAGGAAAUAAUCACCCAAAAGUUAGACAUGUUCAGAGUUUUCCUUAAUGAGGUUUUUUUUUUAGGGAUUCAAUCAAUUUGCAUGUUCAAUAUUGUUGUCAAAGAUGUAGCUAUUGUAUACAUUUUGUGUAAACUUAUAUAGUGCUAUGAUGAUUGAUAUUUUUGGUGGAUUGGUUA
This is a messenger RNA of Cicer arietinum (chickpea), 2977 nucleotides long. Its product is annotated as NF-X1-type zinc finger protein NFXL2. Gene Ontology annotation, cellular component: nucleus. Gene Ontology annotation, biological process: regulation of DNA-templated transcription. Gene Ontology annotation, molecular function: RNA polymerase II transcription regulatory region sequence-specific DNA binding; zinc ion binding; DNA-binding transcription factor activity, RNA polymerase II-specific. The record is from RefSeq and is a predicted model, not a curated record. NCBI's taxonomy places the organism in Eukaryota, Viridiplantae, Streptophyta, Magnoliopsida, Fabales, Fabaceae.